This is a messenger RNA of Mycotypha africana, 2766 nucleotides long. RefSeq names its product phospholipid methyltransferase-domain-containing protein. Gene Ontology annotation, biological process: phosphatidylcholine biosynthetic process. Bases 1 to 2766 code for a protein of 921 amino acids. The record is from RefSeq and is a predicted model, not a curated record. Gene Ontology annotation, molecular function: phosphatidylethanolamine N-methyltransferase activity. NCBI's taxonomy places the organism in Eukaryota, Fungi, Mucoromycota, Mucoromycetes, Mucorales, Mycotyphaceae. The transcript is spliced from 10 exons.
AUGUCCGAUAACGAGUUGCGUCGUAGAGGUACAAAACUUAGUAUAAACGACGAUAGUGGUAGUGAGGCUACUGUUUCUGUCAAUGAAGACUACGAUGGUGAUAUAAAGAAGGAUAUGCGUUAUUCUUAUGGUAAAACUCCUGACGGAAAAGUUUUUCGAGUGCCUCUUACCCGUGAAAUGGUCUCAAAUUUACUGAAUCCCCAGAUAAAGAAGGGUAUAUUCGAUUGGAUCACUUUAGGGAUUAUGUUUGCCGAAAUUGGCUUAUUCUUUGCUUUACCAGCAUGGUUCAAAGGCGUCUUUUUCCUGUUUACCUUUUUUUUUUGGCGUUUGGCUUAUAAUGUCGGUUUGGGAUUUCUUCUUAAAUAUCAAAGUGAUAAUCGAGGCUUAGUUCGAUUAGCGAAAAAGUACCGCAUAUUUGAUCGUGCAGCAAACCCGAAACUCUAUCAAUGGCUUCGACAUCAACUUAGUAUUAAAAUGGGUGAUGAUUAUGACUUUGACACCGCUCCUGUUGAAUACAACACUUGGAUGCUGUUUAGACAAUUGGUUGAUAUUAUUCUGAUGAAUGAUUUUACAGCAUAUGUUUGUUUCGCGCUUUCUUGGUUUAACACAACUCCUCAAUCGUCUAUCUUCUUGGGUAACACGCUACGAUGGAUCGGUGGCUUGUUUUUGAUUGUUUUCAACAUUUGGGUCAAAAUAGAUGCUCAAAGGGUUGUUAAAGAUUUUGCUUGGUAUUGGGGCGACUUUUUCUUUUUGAUAGAACAGUCGUUGACAUUUGAUGGUGUAUUCGAAAUGGCACCUCAUCCUAUGUAUUCCAUUGGCUACUUUGGUUAUUAUGGCAUAUCAUUGAUUUGUGCAAGCUACACCGUUUUACUCGCUAGUAUUGCAGCACAUGCAUUACAGUUUGCCUUCCUUGUUCUUGUGGAAACUCCUCAUAUUGAAAAGACAUAUAAUCCACCAGAGACAAUUAGACGUCGUCCAGCUAACCUGCAAUCAGAGGUUAAAGAAUUUACAGAUGAGCAGCCGGCUACGACAUAUUUUAGACGAGAUUUGAUAGUAAUGAAAAAUUUUGACCUCUUCCGGGCGACAGAUGCACUUUCAGCUGUAGUUAUGCUUUACGCUUUUAUAAUGCCAUUGCUUAUGCCUGGAAACCUGGGGAUUGUUGUUGCUAUUGGACAGGCAUUUUUCUGGCGAACAGUACACUGCCUAGGAAAUGGGGUUCUUCUCCGCUUACAAUCUAACAAUAAAUACUUUACUCGUCAUUUCAUAAAGUGGGGAAGCGACGUCUACGAAGCAUUUCAAAACUGGAAAAGUCUUUAUAAUCUUACGUUAUGUAUGACAUAUAUCACAUUUUUCGUUGCAUGCUGGAAAACUUACACUUUACCCGAUGAUUGGACAUAUGGAAUGACUCUUCUGCGCCAUAUACUUGGGUUAACAUUCAUUUCUCUACAUAUUUGGACAUCCGUAUCUAUUUAUGAGGUCAUUGGAGAUUUUGGAUGGUUUUACGGCGACUUUUUCAUGGACGAUCAUCCAUCUGGUUUACUGUAUUCAGGCAUUUAUAGAUACCUGAACAAUCCCGAAAAGAUAAUGGGCCAUGCUGCAUUCUGGGGUAUGACGCUAAUUGCUAACAAUGCCACCAUUUUUGCUUUGGCUUUGUUCUCUCAGAUCGGUAACAUUCUUUUCAUUAAAUAUGUCGAAGAUCCGCACAUGCGCAAAUUGUAUGGCGAUCAAAUCAGGAAAGAGGCGGGCCUCACUAAAACUCUUAAAUCUGCUGCAAUUGCUAUACCAAAAACUAUCCCUGAAAAAGUACAUAUGGAGAUUGCCAAGAUAUUACGAGAAGACAGUACAAAGAACGUUGAACGCAUCGUUAAAGAAACAGUUGAAAAGGUAGAAAAGGCAGUGGAAGAAACAAAGGAUGCAGUAGGAGAUAUCGUCGAAGCAGCACGUCCUCGUUUACAAGAAGUUCUAUGGGAAACAAAACACUUACUAGAGACAUCGCGCUCACGCGUUAUUGCAUUAACAGCAGCUGAUAUUGACACAUACGACCUAUCGCGUUAUUCUGUAAAAGUUAUAAAUAGCGACAACAAUGUGCUUGAAAUGGGUCAACAAAUUCAAGUAGAGUGGGAGGCACCGGAGAACCAUGGUCCACAAGAUUGGAUUGGUAUUUUCGAAGUAAACAGUAAUAAAAGCAAACAUAUCACAAACAUUGUAUCGCGUGGAAUCUGGAAAUGGACAAACGGGGUAAAAGAUUGUGAUACGGGAGAAACUCUGUUCCCACCCGACGUAGCAACUCAGACAGCAGGAACAGUUACCUUCGGAGGGCCUAAGUUACCUUGGAAGGCAGGUGUAUAUGAAUUGCGAUAUCAUCAUGAUAACAAGCACAAUGUUAUGGCUAUAUCCAAACCCUUUGAGAUAAAAGCACCAGCUGUCCUGCAACCGAUCAAUAUCGAUACUACCAAACAAACAAUAUUAAAAUGGAUUCAGAAUGUUUUGAAUAACAAUCCAGAGGUUAUGCCUCAAUCUCCAGAAGAAGAAUAUGUUGGAAUGGCCGAAGUUGAAUCCCGGCAUCUGGUCGAAUGCAUCAAACUUGGGUAUAACGUUGAUUUUGCUUGGGAAAUUGUUGCCAUAGAUAAAACUGCCACUCGACUUGCAAAACGAGUCCUUCAUGCCAGAGAGGCACUCUCACCUUUCCAAACAGAAGCAACAGAAACUCCUCGUAAACUCUGCAAUACUCAUUUGAAUACUUGUACACCUCCGCUAGUCUCAUAA